CAUUGGAGGCCACAGGCAAACACCAGGAGCCUGGACUUUAGGAAUCAUCGCUGCUCUCACUGUCUCCUGAGACCCUGCCCUGUCCCCACCUUGCCUUCACCCAGACCCUGCCUCCGGCCCACUGCUCUGGACGGCCCUGUUUGCUGCCGGACCCUGGCAUGUCAAGGCCUGGCCUGCACUUGCCUGCCCAGCCCGCGGAACCCCAGCGGCCCCGCGAGCUAGGAUGAGGGGCCAGGCUGCCGCCCCGGGCCCCAUCUGGAUCCUUGCUCCACUCCUGCUGCUACUACUGCUACUGGGGCGCAGGGCACGUGCUGCUUCUGGGGCAGACAUAGGGCCUGGGGCGGAGCAGUGCACCACGCUGGUGCAGGGCAAGUUCUUCGGCUACUUCUCGGCAGCUGCUGUGUUCCCAGCCAACGCCUCACGCUGCUCUUGGACCCUUCGCAACCCGGACCCUCGUCGCUACACGCUCUACAUGAAGGUGGCCAAGGCACCUGCACCCUGCAGCGGUCCUGGCCGCGUCCGUACCUACCAGUUCGACUCCUUCUUGGAGUCCACGCGGACCUACCUGGGUGUAGAGAGCUUUGACGAAGUUCUGCGGCUCUGCGAUCCUUCUGCACCCCUUGCCUUCCUACAGGCCAGCAAGCAGUUUCUACAGAUGCAGCGCCAACAGCCACCCCAAGAUGGUGACCUUGGUCCCCGGGGAGGGUUCCCAAACUCUGGUGACGACUUCUCUGUGGAGUACCUGGUCGUGGGCAAUCGCAACCCCAGCCAUGCUGCCUGUCAGAUGCUCUGCCGCUGGCUGGAUGCCUGUCUGGCUGGCAGCCGCAGCUCACACCCCUGUGGCAUCAUGCAGACUCCCUGUGCCUGCCUGGGUGGAGAUGCUGGAGACCCUGCUUCCAGCCCUUUGGUCCCCCGUGGGGAUGUCUGCUUGAGGGACGGCGUAGCAGGUGGCCCCGAGAACUGCCUCACCAGCCUGACCCAGGAUCGGGGUGGGCACGGCUCAACAGGUGGCUGGAAACUGUGGUCCUUGUGGGGUGAAUGUACGCGGGACUGUGGUGGAGGUCUGCAAACUCGAACCCGUACCUGCUUGCCUACCCCUGGCGUGGAGGGCGGAGGCUGUGAGGGCGUUCUGGAAGAAGGACGCCUGUGCAACCGCAAGGCCUGUGGCCCCACUGGGCGCACCAGCUCACGGAGUCAGUCUCUACGGUCCACGGAUGCCCGGCGACGUGAGGAGUUGGGAGAUGAACUGCAGCAGUUUGGGUUCCCGUCCCCCCAGACUGGUGACCCAGCAGCCGAGGAGUGGUCCCCAUGGAGCGUGUGCUCCAGCACCUGCGGCGAGGGCUGGCAGACCCGCACCCGCUUCUGCGUGUCAUCCUCCUACAGCACUCAGUGCAGUGGGCCUCUGAGGGAGCAGCGGCUCUGCAACAACUCGGCCGUGUGUCCAGUGCACGGGGCCUGGGAUGAGUGGUCACCGUGGAGCCUCUGCUCCAGUACCUGUGGCCGUGGCUUCCGUGACCGCACACGCACCUGCAGGCCCCCGCAGUUUGGAGGCAACCCCUGUGAGGGUCCCGAGAAGCAAACGAAGUUCUGCAACAUUGCCUUGUGCCCUGUGGAUGGAAAUUGGAAUGAAUGGUCUAGCUGGAGCACCUGCUCCGCCAGUUGCUCCCAAGGCCGCCAGCAGCGGACCCGAGAGUGCAAUGGUCCUUCCUAUGGAGGCGCUGAGUGCCAGGGCCACUGGGUGGAAACUCGAGACUGCUUCCUGCAGCAGUGCCCAGUGGACGGCAAGUGGCAGGCCUGGGCGUCAUGGGGCAGCUGCAGUGUCACGUGUGGAGGUGGCAGCCAGCGACGGGAGCGUAUCUGCUCUGGGCCUUUCUUCGGGGGAGCCGCCUGCCAGGGCCCCCAGGAUGAGUACCGGCAGUGUGGUACCCAACGAUGUCCUGAGCCCCAUGAAAUUUGUGAUGAAGACAACUUUGGGGCCGUGGUCUGGAAGGAGACCCCAGCUGGAGAGGUGGCUGCAGUUCGGUGUCCCCGCAAUGCCACAGGCCUCAUCCUGCGCCGCUGUGAGCUGGACGAGGAAGGCAUCGCCUACUGGGAGCCUCCCACCUACAUCCGCUGUGUCUCUAUCGACUACCGGAACAUCCAAAUGAUGACCCGAGAGCACCUGGCCAAGGCUCAGCGUGGGCUGCCAGGGGAGGGCGUCUCGGAGGUCAUCCAGACCCUGCUGGAGAUCUCGCAGGACGGCACCAGCUACAGUGGUGACCUGCUCUCCACCAUCGAUGUCCUGAGGAACAUGACAGAGAUAUUCCGCCGGGCCUACUACAGCCCUACACCCGGGGAUGUGCAGAACUUUGUCCAGAUCAUCAGCAACCUGCUGGCGGAGGAGAACCGGGACAAGUGGGAGGAGGCGCAGUUGAUGGGUCCCAACGCCAAGGAGCUCUUUCGACUGGUGGAGGACUUUGUGGAUGUCAUCGGCUUCCGCAUGAAGGAUUUGAGGGAUGCCUACCAGGUGACCGACAAUCUGGUGCUCAGCAUCCACAAGCUUCCGGCCAGUGGGGCCACCGACAUCAGCUUCCCUAUGAAGGGCUGGCGUGCCACAGGAGAUUGGGCCAAGGUGCCAGAGGACAGAGUCACCGUGUCCAAAAGUGUGUUUUCCACAGGGUUGGCAGAGGCUGAUGAUUCAUCUGUGUUCGUGGUUGGUACUGUGCUCUACCGAAAUUUGGGCAGCUUCCUGGCUCUGCAAAGGAACACCACAGUCCUCAACUCUAAGGUCAUCUCCGUGACUGUGAAGCCCCCACCUCGAUCUCUGCUCACGCCCCUGGAAAUUGAGUUCGCCCACAUGUACAACGGAACCACCAACCAGACAUGUAUCCUGUGGGACGAGACAGAUGGGUACGCCUGCAUGGCUCUCCCCUUCUUUCUGUCCAGGUCUGUGGCCGGCCAUCCUUAUUAUUCUAGGAAAGUCCAUGGCACGGGGGAGGAGGGCCAGAGAGGCCUGGGACUGGAGAGUCUGGUCCUGGUGACCCUCAGCUGGUUACAUUGGGGAGGGUUUGUCCUCAGCGAGGAAGUCAGAGAACCAGGGUGGGAGGUCACAAGACCCUGGGGUUACAGGGGGCCGUGGACAGACCUCUGUUCACUGGCCAUGGGUCCCGUCUCACUCCUUGUCUUCCCUGCUCCCCAGAACAUGGAUAAGGCGACCGUGCCAUCCGUGACGCUCAUCGUGGGCUGUGGCGUGUCCUCCCUCACCCUGCUCAUGCUGGUCAUCAUCUACGUGUCUGUAUGGAGGUACAUUCGCUCAGAGCGGUCCGUCAUCCUCAUCAACUUCUGCCUGUCCAUCAUCUCUUCUAACGCUCUCAUCCUCAUUGGGCAGACCCAGACCCGCAACAAGGUUGUAUGCACGCUGGUGGCUGCCUUCCUGCACUUCUUCUUCCUGUCCUCCUUCUGCUGGGUGCUCACCGAGGCCUGGCAGUCAUACAUGGCCGUGACUGGCCGCCUACGGAGCCGGCUCGUCCGCAAGCGCUUUCUCUGCCUGGGCUGGGGGCUCCCUGCACUGGUGGUGGCCAUUUCUGUAGGAUUCACCAAGGCCAAGGGGUACAGCACCAUGAACUACUGCUGGCUUUCCCUGGAGGGAGGACUUCUGUAUGCCUUCGUGGGACCAGCCGCUGCAGUUGUGCUGGUGAACAUGGUGAUCGGAAUCCUGGUGUUCAACAAGCUCGUGUCCAAGGACGGCAUCACGGACAAGAAGCUGAAGGAGCGGGCAGGGGCCUCCCUGUGGAGCUCCUGCGUGGUGCUGCCGCUGCUGGCGCUGACCUGGAUGUCUGCCGUGCUUGCUGUCACCGACCGCCGCUCCGCCCUCUUCCAGAUCCUCUUUGCUGUCUUUGACUCACUGGAGGGUUUCGUCAUCGUGAUGGUCCACUGUAUUCUGCGCAGAGAGGUUCAGGAUGCUGUGAAGUGCCGUGUGGUAGACCGCCAAGAGGAAGGCAACGGAGACUCAGGAGGCUCCUUCCAGAAUGGCCACGCACAGCUCAUGACUGACUUUGAGAAGGAUGUGGAUCUGGCCUGUAGAUCAGUGCUGAAUAAAGACAUCGCAGCCUGCCGCACAGCCACCAUCACAGGCACCUUCAAGCGGCCAUCACUGCCUGAAGAGGAGAAGCUCAAGCUGGCCAAGGGCCCACCCCCCACCUUCAACAGCCUGCCAGCUAAUGUGUCCAAACUGCACCUGCACGGUUCACCCCGCUACCCCGGUGGGCCACUGCCCGACUUCCCCAACCACUCCCUCACCCUCAAAAAGGACAAGGCCCCUAAGUCUUCCUUUAUCGGAGAUGGGGACAUCUUCAAGAAACUGGACUCAGAGCUGAGCCGGGCUCAGGAGAAGGCUCUGGACACGAGCUACGUGAUCCUGCCCACGGCCACGGCCACACUCCGGCCCAAACCCAAGGAGGAACCCAAGUACAGCAUCAACAUUGACCAGAUGCCCCAAACCCGCCUCAUCCACCUUAGCAUGGCACCUGACGCCAGCUUCCCCACCCGUAGCCCACCUGCCCGUGAGCCCCCAGGUGGUGCGCCCCCUGAGGUGCCCCCUGCCCAGCCCCCACCACCUCCACCUCCACCACCCCCUCCACCCCAACAGCCCCUACCCCCACCACCCACCCUGGAGCCUGCACCCCCCAGCCUGGGGGAUACAGGGGAGCCUGCGGCCCACCCAGGACCUAGUUCAGGUGCUGGGACCAAGAAUGAGAAUGUGGCCACCCUGUCAGUGAGCUCCCUGGAGCGGCGGAAAUCACGGUAUGCAGAACUGGACUUCGAGAAGAUCAUGCACACACGGAAGCGACACCAGGACAUGUUCCAGGACCUGAACCGGAAGCUGCAGCAUGCGGCUGAGAAGGAGAAGGAAGUACCAGGCGUAGACAGCAAGCCAGAGAAACAGCAGACUCCCAACAAGAGGGCCUGGGAGAGCCUCCGCAAGCCCCAUGGGACGCCCGCCUGGGUGAAGAAGGAGCUGGAGCCACUGCCCCCUUCUCCACUGGAGCUUCGGAGUGUGGAGUGGGAGAAGGCGGGUGCCACUAUCCCACUCGUUGGCCAGGACAUCAUUGACCUCCAGACCGAGGUCUGAGCGGGCGGGCGGUGGCCCCGCACCGGGCCAGCAGGUGGGAUGCUGCUCUGCCCGCUCCACCAUAGGACGGGCAUAGAUGCGCUCGCGGUGGCGGGCCGGGUCCAGCCCCGGCCUCAGGGCGCUCGGAGGCGGCCAGGCAGAGGGCCCGCGGUGCUGGGACCAGAGCCAGACACAGGACAGGAGGUGGCAUGGCCCGCGGGCACAGGGCUCAAGAGGCCAGAUGGUGCCUCAGACUCUGCCCUCCUUGGGCAAGCCCGGACAGGCAGGCGGGCGGCUGUGGACAUGGACAGGCCUGGUGUGGCCAGCGUCCCCAGGAUGCCCACCUCAGCCACCACUGCAGAGGACUGCCUGUGGCCCGCCAGCCUGGCUCCGUUUUUUAGACACCCCUACCCCUUGGGAAGCAGCCAAACCCCCCCCACUCCCUUCCAGGACCCUGGGCCCCUCCAAGACCCAGGCAGAGAGCAUGGUCCUGACCCAGAGACCCAGGGCCAGGACUGAGACCACUCUGGAAAGAAGUGGUGUGGGGAAUCUAUUUUUUCUCUCCUUUUCUUUUCUUCAAUAAAAAGAAUUAAAAACCCA
Myodes glareolus (Bank vole) is the source of this 5689-nucleotide messenger RNA. The record is from RefSeq and is a predicted model, not a curated record. Lineage: Eukaryota; Metazoa; Chordata; Mammalia; Rodentia; Cricetidae.